Molecule: messenger RNA, 1410 nt
Organism: Saccostrea cuccullata (small rock oyster)
Lineage: Eukaryota; Metazoa; Mollusca; Bivalvia; Ostreida; Ostreidae
Exons: 13
Coding region: 153-1367 (404 amino acids)
Source: RefSeq, a predicted model, not a curated record
GAAAUAAACAUCCGGUUCGUGAUGUUUUGACAUUUUUUACUUAUUUUUAAAGUUAAAAAUAUCGCAUGGCACGAUACCUUAAAUUAUAAGUAGUUUUAGGUGAAGGAAGACUCAAAUAGCAGUUUUAUCUUGGACAUAAAAGUCUGUAAACGAUGACGAUCGGGUGGGUUACCCUCGAUGUCGGUGAUCAGGCGUUGGUCUACAAUCAUGAAGGAGUUGCACGAACAGAAAAUGGACCUCAACGGAUGUUCCUUUGGCGUGAACGCUAUGAAGUUUUAAAGCGAAAUGCAGCUAACCAGAAUUCCUAUCUUGUUGUGCAGUACAAGGAUGGGCGAGUGGAGCAUAGAAAAGGGCCUUGUGUUAUGUUCACAAAUCCCUUAGAGCAUUAUAAGAUAGAGAUUCGCAACAUGGUCUCACUGGACGCAAACGAAGCAUUGGUCCUAUACAGGGAAGAUUCCGAAACAAAGAAUGUGACACGAUAUGUCCAGUUUGGCCCCACUCUUGUCAUGCCCCAGGCUAAUGAAUGGUUCCAUUCCUUUAGCUGGCAUGGUACGGAUCCAGAGAACAAGACUCAGUUGAUCCCUAACGCUCAUCAGUUCCAGAAGCUUCAGAUCAUUCCAGGACAGUUCUACUACAAUGUUGAUGAAGUGCGAACAAAAGAUGAUGCCCCAAUCCGAGUUAAGCUGAUGGUAUUUUACGAGUUAAAAGACAUAGAGACCAUGCUGAAUGCCACCAAAGACCCAAUAGCAGACAUUGUCAACUGUGUGUGUGCUGAUGUUGUUGCCUUUGCUGCCAAACACAGCUAUAUUGAAUUCAUGGAGAAUUCAUCAGAACUCAAUGACCUUGCCAAUUACCCUCAACUCACGGAACGCAGCAAGAAGAUCGGAUAUGAGAUUUCAAAAAUGGUGUAUCGUGGGUACCAUGCUCACCCAGAACUGCAGAGAAUUCACGAUACAGCAACCCAGACUAGGACAAGGCUUAAACUGGCUUAUGAAAAGGAAGAGCAGCAGCAGAAUAUGACAGAUCUCAAGCUUAAAAAUGACAGAGAUCGUCUCAAUCUGGAGCAAACAAUGGAAAUCGAAAGUUUAAACCACAAGCAGCAUAUGGAAAAGGCAGCAGUAGAACACCGACUUGGUCUGAAGGUUCAGGAGGAGGAGAAAAAGAGGGACCGAUGGACAGAGGAAAAAAUGGCCACUCUGGAGGCCAAGAAGGAGGAUGAUAAGGUAUUCCUUCAGCACGUCGGUGAACUACGCAACCUUGGGGUGGAUCUAAACCAAUAUUUACGAUCUGAGGCCCAGCAACCACAGAAAGUCAUCCGCAUCGCCGCUGCAGAUAAGGCAGCCAACUUCCACCUCCACCGCAAUUAGACAAUUAAUGGGUCGCUCAACAGAGGAACUAAGGCUCAACAUG